CCUGGGCUCCACGUCCAGCCUGGGACCUGGUAUCUCUGGGCCUCGAGGGCAGGCCCCGGAUACUCUGAGCUACUUGGACUCCGUGAGCCUCAUGUCUGGAACCUUGGAGUCCUUGGCGGAUGAUGUGAGCUCCAUGGGCUCAGACUCCGAGAUAAAUGGGCUGGCCCUGCGCAAGACGGACAAGUAUGGCUUCCUUGGGGGCAGCCAGUACUCGGGCAGCCUAGAGAGCUCCAUUCCCGUGGAUGUGGCUCGGCAGCGGGAGCUCAAGUGGCUGGAGAUGUUCAGUAACUGGGAUAAGUGGCUGUCACGGCGUUUCCAGAAGGUGAAGCUGCGCUGCCGGAAGGGGAUUCCCUCCUCCCUCAGAGCCAAGGCCUGGCAGUACCUGUCUAAUAGCAAGGAACUCCUGGAGCAGAACCCGGGCAAGUUUGAGGAGCUGGAACGGGCUCCUGGGGACCCCAAGUGGCUGGAUGUGAUUGAGAAGGACCUGCACCGCCAGUUCCCUUUCCACGAGAUGUUUGCUGCUCGAGGGGGGCAUGGGCAGCAGGACCUGUACCGAAUCCUGAAGGCCUAUACCAUCUACCGGCCUGAUGAAGGCUACUGCCAGGCCCAGGCCCCGGUGGCUGCGGUGCUGCUCAUGCACAUGCCUGCUGAGAUCUGCGACAAGUACCUCCCAGGUUACUACAGUGCAGGGUUGGAGGCCAUUCAGCUGGAUGGAGAAAUCUUUUUUGCGCUUUUGCGCCGGGCCUCCCCACUGGCACAUCGGCACCUGCGGCGGCAGCGCAUCGACCCCGUGCUCUACAUGACAGAAUGGUUCAUGUGCAUCUUUGCCCGCACCCUUCCCUGGGCUUCAGUGCUGCGCGUCUGGGACAUGUUUUUCUGUGAAGGCGUUAAGAUCAUCUUCCGUGUGGCCCUAGUGCUGCUGCGACACACGCUGGGCUCAGUGGAGAAGGUGCGCUCCUGCCAAGGCAUGUAUGAAACCAUGGAGCAGCUGCGCAACUUACCCCAACAGUGCAUGCAGGAGGACUUCCUGGUGCAUGAGGUGACCAAUCUCCCUGUGACAGAAGCACUGAUUGAGCGGGAGAAUGCAGCCCAGCUCAAAAAGUGGCGUGAAACCCGGGGGGAGCUGCAGUAUCGGCCCUCACGACGACUGCAUGGCUCGCGGGCCAUCCACGAGGAGCGCCGGCGGCAGCAGCCCCCCUUGGGCCCCUCGUCCAGCCUCCUCAGCCUUUCUGGCCUCAAGAGCAGAGGCUCCCGGGCAGCUGGAGGGGCCCCCUCCCCGCCCCCUCCUGCCCGCAGAGCCAGUGCUGGGCCUGCCCCAGGGCCUGUGGUUACUGCUGAGGGACUGCAUCCAUCUCUUCCCUCACCGACUGGUAGCAGCACCACCUUGGCUCCCAGCAAGGAGACCCGGAGGCAGGAGAAGGAGCGACAGAAACAGGAAAAGGAACGGGAGAAGGAGCGGCAGAAACAGGAGAAAGAGCGGGAGAAGCAGGAGAAGGAGCGGCAGAAGUGGGAAAAAGAGCAGGAGAGAGAACAGCAGAAACAGGAGAAGGAGCGGCAGAAGCAGGAGAAGGAGCAGCAGAAGCAGAAGGAGCAGCAGAAGCAGGAGAAGGAGCGGCAGAAGCAGGAGAAGAAGGGCCAAGGCCGGAAGCUCUCGUUGCGUCGAAAGGCGGAUGGACCCCCAGCACCCCAGGAUGGCGGGGACAGGCCCUCAGCAGCUGAGGCCCGGCAGGACGCUUACUUCUGACCUCUGCCCUGGGGCUGGACCGCAUUGCCCCCCUUUUUCCCUCAACCAAGAGCAGACCUGGCUUAGGGUGCUGCCCCCAGUCCCCUAGCAGAUGGUCCCUCUUUCUGAGGAAAGUGGCUUGAUUCCCCGUCUCCUCGCCAGCUGCUGCUCCCUUCAUAGCCAGGACAGCCAUAGUGUAUGGGGCAGCUGUAUUCCCCGGGGCAGCCAUGAACACAUUUGGGCCCUCUCACCUCCAGUCAGGCCCAGCUGGGGUCUCUGUCACUCCUGCCCCAAUUCCCUCUGGGAUCUCCUCCCAGGUGCUGUCCCGAUUGGCCUCUUGUCACCACAGGGUGGCUCUUGGCAAUGGGAAUCGCAGUUUUCAGAUUCUUACACUCCCUUUCCUUCCCCAUGAGGUGGAGGUGAGUUCCUUUUCCCUUCCUCAGCCCUGCCUGUGUCCCUCAUUUCCAGGCUGGGGGCCACAGCUCUCCUUGCUCUACUUCUGGACAUCUCUGUGUAGUAAUUAUGUACAAGGACUGGGUUGGCCCCGGGGUGGGGUGCUUGCUCUGUCUUCUGUCCUUUGGUUCUCCUUCCGUAAUGCUCCUGCACUUGGGUUUAUUUAAGGGGACAUGCACUGGAAUGGGAACUGUCCCCCACUUCCUCUCCCACCACCCUGCUGCUCUCCCUCUACCUUCCCCCCUUGCUCUUUCUUCUCAGGCCUCCCCUGCCUUGUCUCACCAGGACCCCACUUUUCACCUUGUUUGCUUCCAACCCUCAGCCCCUAUCUGAGUAAGGGUUUUCUUUUGAGCUCCAGGGGGUGGAACCCAAUGUUUACAUUCUCUUCUGUCUCUGUCCCCACCCCAUGUGGCGCUUUGAGGAACCGGAAAAGAACCUGCUGUUGUACCUGU
Galeopterus variegatus (Sunda flying lemur) is the source of this 2628-nucleotide messenger RNA. RefSeq names its product TBC1 domain family, member 10B (gene TBC1D10B). The record is from RefSeq and is a predicted model, not a curated record. The transcript has 10 exons. NCBI's taxonomy places the organism in Eukaryota, Metazoa, Chordata, Mammalia, Dermoptera, Cynocephalidae. Bases 92 to 1744 code for a protein of 550 amino acids.